GGUGUUUAUGCAGAAGAUCCCCUUGCCAAUGUUCACCCUGAACUAAUUGAUCGAUAUCAUGGCACCUUUGGUAGCAUUCAACAACGGUGCACAGGCCAGACUGAUGCUGAGCAUCCUGAUGAUGAGGAUGGCUUUGACGAUGAUAUGCUGGAUGAACAGGAUGAGGCCAUAGUGGAUGAAGAUGCAAUUACAGAGGAGCUCGAGAACCAUGUUGCAGAUAGUCAAGAGUCAAAUAUCCGCCAUGCACCUAUCAAAGUUGUUCAACGUACAAAUCCAUUCAACUCGCAAGAUGCAGAAAACCUUUUCUAUGAAAUCUUUGCAGAGGUUCAGCAAGCAAAUAUAAUCCCACAAGAUUAUGGUGUCCUUCUAUAUGAGUGGAGUGAUCACAGCCAUCCGCAGACAGAGCAACUCAAGGUUGGCAAGAGGGGUAAAUACAUUGACAUAGCAGUACCAGAGGAUAUCUGGUUUCCCAGAGCUAUUCUGUGGAUACAGGCUUUGGAUACCCUUAGCAGAAUAAUAGACAUCCCUUCUGAAUGA
This is a messenger RNA of Laetiporus sulphureus 93-53, 537 nucleotides long. RefSeq lists its product as uncharacterized. The annotation marks the transcript as partial. The record is from RefSeq and is a predicted model, not a curated record. The transcript has a single exon. NCBI's taxonomy places the organism in Eukaryota, Fungi, Basidiomycota, Agaricomycetes, Polyporales, Laetiporaceae.